This is a messenger RNA of Labrus bergylta (ballan wrasse), 6274 nucleotides long. RefSeq names its product RAB, member RAS oncogene family-like 6b (gene rabl6b). Gene Ontology annotation, molecular function: GTP binding. Gene Ontology annotation, cellular component: cytosol; nucleus. The record is from RefSeq and is a predicted model, not a curated record. Lineage: Eukaryota; Metazoa; Chordata; Actinopteri; Labriformes; Labridae.
AGUCGCUGCUGUGUCUGCUGUCUUUGCAGAGGAAUGUCGCUGCUAUAUCUCCGUCGGGAUGGAGGUGUGACAGAUGUUUUGGGAUAGAAGAUGUCCGGGCUGCAGUGUCGUAUCUUAAUAAAUAACCAUGAUGCUCAAAACAACAUGGUAGUUACCUCCACCUCAGACUGGCAAGCAAGCACCUCUAGUUGGAUUUAAAAAAAAAAAGAAGCGCUGCUCAAUAUCCGGUGGUUAAUCGUCGUAUUUGCUCCAAAGCAUGGACCCUUAACUCAUCCACUAGAAAAUCGGUGUUCCACUACUUCAAGUUGUGAUUUUUACUCCACUACCCCGUGUCACUGUGCAAGCGUCCAAAGCGUAGUCCAAAAUGUUUUCAGCGCUUAAGAAGCUGGUGGGAUCGGAGCCAGGCCAGCUCAGGGACAAGAACAUCCCGGCUGGCAUGCAGUCCAUGAACCAAAGCCUGCAGAGACGCUUUGCCAAGGGGGUUCAGUAUAACAUGAAAAUAGUCAUCCGGGGUGACCGAAACACCGGGAAGAGUACUUUAUGGCAUCGACUGCAGGGCAAGAAGUUUGUGGAAGAGUACCUUCCCACUCAGGAGAUCCAAGCCACAAGUAUCCAUUGGAACUACAAGACGACGGAUGAUGUGGUCAAAGUAGAGGUGUGGGACGUGGUAGACAAAGGCCAAAAAUAUCCUCUUCCUGAAGGUGUAGGCAAAGGCAAACGGCGUGGAGACAACUUGAAACUGGAGAAUGAGCCCCAAGAGUCGGACGAGGUGGCCCUGGAUGCAGAGUUCCUGGACGUGUACAAGAACUGUAAUGGAGUCAUCAUGAUGUUUGAUAUAACCAAGCAGUGGACUUUUAACUACAUACUGAGGGAACUUCCCAAAGUCCCGACCCAUGUGCCGGUUUGUGUGUUGGGAAACUUCAGGGACAUGGGCGAGCAUCGCGUCAUCCUCCCUGACGAUAUUAGAGACCUGAUUGCUGGACUUAACAGACCAAUGGGAUCGUCUUACAUCCACUACGCUGAGUCCUCAAUGAAGAACGGGUUUGGCUUGAAAUAUCUACACAGGUUUUUCAACAUCCCCUUCCUUCAGCUACAGAGAGAGACGCUACUGAGACAGCUGGAAACCAACCAGCUCGACAUGGAUGCAACGCUGGAGGAGCUGUGUGUCCAGCAGGAGACUGAAGAUCAAAACUAUGACAUUUUCCUGGAGAACUUGGAGUCUCGCAAGGGCUACGGCUCACCUGGUCCAGCCAACGGUCAGAGCCCCUCCUCGGGCUCCCAGUCCCCAAUCGUCCCUCCCAGUGGGGCUUCCACUGGCAGCUCCAGCCCCAGCACCCCACAGCCCCCGAUUCUCUCCCAGGUUAUUCCACAGUCCCCGUCCGUGUCCGCUUCAUCCCCUCCGCCGUCUUCCACAGCAGUGAGUGGAGCGGCUUCACCCGUUGUUGAGUCAAAGCUUCCAGCCCAGUCGCCCGAACACCUUCAGUCCUCGGCUGCACCUGGAGCCGCAGCCCCCCAGAAACGCGGCUUCAUGUCCCGCUGGUUUGGCCCGACCCCGGCUGCUGAAAAUUCUGCUUCUGCCCCAGAGGAGCCGUCUGCACCGGUCUGUCCUUCCAAGGUUCAGAGUGUGGAUGAUUUUGUGCCAGAUGAGAGGCUGGAUAAAAGCUUCUUGGAGGACAGCCUGCCCUCCAGGAACAAGGCGUCUCAGCCUGCGACGGCUCAUGCUGUGGACAGCGACAGCGAUGGUGAAGGCCGAGGAAACCCCAUGGUGUCUGGAUUCCAGGAUGAGCUGGAUCUGGACGACACUGAGCCCAGCCUUCCCCAACCUAAGACGCUUCCCCCCAGUAAAGAUAUCACUCUGACCAGUGAUGAAGAGGAGGGAGUAACAGCAGCCCUGACCAUCACACAGGACCAAGACCUGGACAGUGAACCUGAUCUUAAGGCGUCUGUGAUCCACAUCACAAAGCCAAAGGUGGCUUCCAAACCCCCAGAGCCCCGAGGCCAGACGGCAGCACCCAUAUCCCUCACCUUGACUCCUGCAGCAGAGCAGCCGACACGACACCAGGGCAAGAAAAAAGGAGGCACCCCAAAAGCCGAGGACUCUGAUACAGACCACGAGGCUCCUGUGGCCCAGCAGAUGCUCUCGUUUGUCAUGGACGACCCCGACUUUGAGUCCGAAGCAUCAGAUACACCCAAAAUAGUAAAGGAUAUAUUUCCUGUCAGAGAUGAGCUCCUGUCCGACCUCUCUGACGACGACUUGCAGUUGGCCAAGGCGCCUGAACCUCUGAAGCCCACCGUGAUCUCCUUCAAACACAAGGAUGAUACCGACCUGUUCGGCCUCGGAAUCCACGAGGAGGCUCCUGUCGCCAAAGACAGCAGCGAGGAGCAGGAAGAGAAAGAAAGCAAACACUCCUCCAAAGACAAGAAGAAGAAGAAGAAGAAGAGCAAAGAGGAGGAUGAGAAGAGCAAAAAGAAACACAAACACAAGAAAAAGGAAGAAGCUGCAGCCGUGGACGACAAGGAGAAGAAGAAGAAGAAAUCCCGGCCCAAGAAAACCGAAGUGGACGAGCUGGAGGACUUUCUGGGUGGAGGAGCGGGCUCCAUCAAAAGAGAUGACGGUGACUAUGAAGAACUAUAAGAGCUUCCAUUUUUAUGAGGUCAGAUGAGCCGCGGAACAGCAGCGAUGUGCGGGGUCGUUAAAAAAAAGUAUGUGCAUAGAGCAGCAUCUUCAAGCCAUACGCAAUACACACGGCUUCUGAUGACACCGAGGUCUAAUACCCAACGACUCUGGUACCUGUUUGUUUCUUCUAAGUGAUUUCCCAUCUUCACUACCACUAUCACUCCAUUCCAGCCAAUGAGAAACAGGUGGGAGAUUCACGAGUACCAUAGUGAGUCCUGACAUUAAACCCUGAUGAUUGGCGCGUCCACAAAUUGGCUCUUUGUACUCCUGACACGGCUGACUUGUUUUUUCUAAUGCGUCCUUUGAUUUGAUCCACCCUGUAAGUGAUCCACUCCGAAUCGGCUGCUGUAAAUAGGGUUAACCUUUUUGUCUGAGUAUCUUGUUUGUUUGGUGUAAUGAUGGAGAGCAUGCUUAAAGUGACGACUGACUUCUUAGAGACUCCACAGUGUUCUGUCUUUUCCUCUUUUCUUGUUGGCUCCAGCGGUGAAUGGCAGACUUACUCUUUUGUCUCUUAUGAUGCGCUCUGAACCGAUUUAAGAUUCUUUUACCCGUCACCAAAAUGGAAAUAACUUUUUCCCCCCUCAGAUUGUGUCCACACUGAGCAGCAUGGAUCAGACUUUGAAAAAAAAAGGUUGUGUGGAAAAGUUAGCGACAGCUAGUGUUGUAGUCUGAGAAAUCAGUCCUGGUCUCAAUACCACCAUUUGUAGGUCUGGACUCGGUCUCAGACUGGGUGGACUCCGGAUUUUAAAUCAAGACCACAACUAACAGACUAUUUUUCCAUGUCAUUACUGUGAUUAGAAGGAAAAAAACGCUCCCUUCUAAAUGAAUGAUUAUUUUGUAAUCCUUAACAGUGAAACAGUAAACAGUAAACCUUAACAGUGUUACUGUCUAAGUGACUGGCACGCCUUCUAGAUGACGCUAGAUGAUGAUUUUUCAUUGAUACUUAAGGUCUUGGUCUCAAUCCCUAAUUGUCUUGGUCUCGGUUAUUGUGGUCUUGACUUCAACACUAGCAGCAGCACAGCUGGCAGUUAAUCAACUCGUCUCUGAGUGACACUAAAUUAAGAAGUAAAACGGCUUUAUUCAAUGUUUUUACCAUUUUCAAAUCCCAGGUCUGUGUGAAGCAGAGGACACUUCUUCAGAUAACUUAGCUUCUAUUAAAACUGCUUACUGAUGAGCAAGAAAAAGAGGAAUUUUAAACUAAUUAAAAAGAAGAUAACUCAGAAACAAACGAGCAGCAGGCAGUGCUGAUUGUGUCCGCUGAGGAAGAGAGUCAGAGAAGGACUGAUUUUGUGAUACUAAAGAUAACGAUUUGCAAACACAGCCUGGAAACAAAACUACGCAAGAGAUACUACUGAUAAAAUGCACGUCGACUUUGUGUCUGCUAAGCAGAUGAUUUGAAUCAUCCGCUCUUAGGGGUCGGCCAUAACUCUUUUCAGUACAAGGAGAAUUCUAAGUUAAACCAGCUGAAAUGUAAAAACUUGAAUGUCGUUUUCAAAGCAUUUUAAAAACCAGUUGAACCAUUGCGGACACAGUCUUGGUGGGAAAUUGAUAUUAGCCAUUAACUCCGUAUUGGCUUUGGCCCCCUCCUUUAUAAAAAAAAGCUAACCCUCCUGCCCUCUUAUCGUUCAUUUUAAGAGCGCCUCUCUCUGCCUGUAGGCUCCACACAUUUUGUCUUCAUGUUCUCUGCUAUUGCCUUAACAGAGGUCACUACAAGGGAAUGAUGUGCCGCUGUCCUCGUAAACCAUUUUUUAAGUGUUCUUACUGUGACGUGUUAGCUAGCUCAGUGCGGGGUUCAGGUUGUCGUUAGCCUUUCUAGUGGUGGUCCUUAAAGCCUGUUUUCAGACUGCAGUGAAUCAGUGCAAUGGUUUGUUGUUUUUCUUCUACUCUUGUUGGACAGCCAAAAGAGCACUGGUUCUCAACUGGUGGGUCAGGACCUAAUAGUGGGUCGCAGAGCUGUUUUCAGUGGGUCGCGAAUGUGUCAAAAAGUCUACAAAGCGCUGUUUUAAUCAGAGCCCGACCGAUGAAUCGGCCCGCCGAUAAUAUUGAAUGAUAUUAGCAUAUCAAGUGACUAUCGUAUCAGCUAAUUUUAUCUAAAAAACGUGCCGAUAUUACUAGAUUUAUUCCCCUGUCAAAUAUCGUUUCAUUUGAGUUUCAUUAUAUUACACUAGCAGUUCUCUGUCACCAGCAGAGGGCGCUAUAUGGAUACAACGAGCACUAUCACUCUCCAGAGUGUCGGGCGGUGAUGCACGUUACUUUCCAGAGGAGUGAACAUCUUGGCUUUACAAUAUAUCUUUUUCAAGUGUUUGAAAACUGCAUUUCAGGGAUAAAUGCAAUAAAUAAUAAUAUAUAUAUCAAUCUCCACAGAUCGAAGUUAUCGGCCGAUAUAUCGGUUCUCUUCCUAAUAUCGAUAUCGGCCCCAAAAAACCCCUAUCGGUCGGGCCCUUGUUUUUAAUGUGUUUGUUUUGUUCAGUCUCUUCGUUCUGUCACAUGAUUUGUACCGUCUCAGAUCCAAACGGCACCAUUUUUCAUCAAAUAAAUCGGAUUGGUUGAAAGUUAUUUUGAAAUUUGGGUCUCUACUUCGCAUUAAGGGGUCGUUGGGUCGUUGGUGGGUUCUGACGCUAGAAGGUUGAGAACCACUGCUCUACAGGAGUUAUCAUGGAAUUCGGUUAAUACGUCUGUGUGGGUAACAUUUCAAAGAUCUCCCCGUUGUUUUAUCCUCGUGUUAUUUAUUGUGAUAUUGUGAUUUUUUUUUGGUUUUUGUUGCAUAAUGUUGAGAUUUUUUGUGAUUGUGCUUAAAAAGGUGCACUCAACAGUUUGUCGAAAUUCUUCCUGUCAAACAUUCCCAACGGUUUACGUCUCCUUCCUCUGCUUUUAAGGAAGUUUGUGGUGAUGAACUGCUCAACUUUUAUUUCCUUUUUUUUUUGUCCCGACGCCUCAGAUUGCCUGCUAGACAGAGAUGAUGUGCAGUAUCUUCCAUGAAUGGCAUAACCAAAAUGUUUCAAUAAAAUAAAUAAAGUGAAGCAUUGUUGCAUCUUUAGAGAAAUUACGUGUAUUUUUAGAUAUGUUUGGACAACUGACGGAUUUCAUACUGGUUCCAUCUCACACUCAAAUGGUUACAGUCUGCUGGUUUACAAAGAAAUCAUGUUUGAUAUUCCAAAAAUAUUGAAACUAUGCAGCAUUGAUCCUGAAUACUGAACACUCUUUUUGUCGUCUGCCGUGGGAUUUAAGGAUAAAUGCUACAAGUGCAGUUUCAAGCAGAAGCAUGAGACUUCAAUGUACAGCAAGAAAAGAAUGUAUAAAGUAUAUAAAUAAAUCUAUAUAUUUGAAGAGCUUUGUUCCGAAAAUGACGCACACACCACGUGGAAACAGUGGUGAAGAAAUCCCCUAAAAUGGCGUCGACCGAUGAGACGUCAGAGCAGAAGUAGAGGAUGAUCGUGGGGAUCGGGGAAUGCAAUGUUUUCCAGGUGGACGUGUGUGAUGUUUUGGAAGGAAACCCUUCAUUUAUUUUUCACCCCAUGUCAUGUUACAUCUUUACACUGUGUGUGAGUUUGCCUAUGUUUGGUUUGUCAAAUAAAUGCAAACUUAUUUCUUCAUGAA